This is a messenger RNA of Nilaparvata lugens (brown planthopper), 5260 nucleotides long. RefSeq lists its product as uncharacterized. Lineage: Eukaryota; Metazoa; Arthropoda; Insecta; Hemiptera; Delphacidae. Gene Ontology annotation, cellular component: nucleus. The record is from RefSeq and is a predicted model, not a curated record. Gene Ontology annotation, molecular function: nucleic acid binding; exonuclease activity; metal ion binding. The transcript has a single exon. The coding region runs from base 292 to 3228 and encodes 978 amino acids.
GAUUUUCAUUUUAGUACAUAAACUCAUCAUAGCUGAAUUCAACUUUUGUUUUACACCAACUUGAUUGAAACAGUAAAAGGACAUCCUUCCAAAUAGGACUAAUGAAAUCGGGUAAGAGGAAUUGAAAUCAAAACUAAGUGAUUUUAAUAAACUAUAUUUAUUUUAUUCUAAUGAUAAAAAGUUCAUCUAAAACUUACCGUUAGCAUCAACAAUAGGUACCACCAUGAUUGAAAUCAUUUAUUAAAUUUGUGUUACUUAUUAAGCUGUUAGAUAGCUCGUAAAAAUCUGAAUAUGCUUCCUUCUAAGGGAUUAUUUUCAUCCUAUCACUGCCCAUUUUUUGAGCAGGGAAGUUGUGAAAGGUCGUAUUGUCAUUUUCAUCAUAGGAAAAAGACAAAACCAUCUGAAAUUAGACGAUAUUUAAAAACAAGUCAUUCUAUCCAAGAAGAACAUACUAAUGCCUUGGAAGAAAAUAGAAAAGGUGGUAAUAAUUUAGACAAGAUAUAUAAAAGAGCAGAAUGUUCUUCUUUAAUAAAUGAUACCGGGAUUCUUACCUACACACCUACUCCUAUAGCAAUAUUGAAAAAGAGAAAUACUACUGGAUGUGACAACCAUAAGCUAGAAAGAGACGAGGAAAUGAUAAUAAAAAAGCAAAAAACUUCAAGCAAUAAACUAGGAUCUAGUAAAGGUACAGAAUAUUCUACCGAAAAUGUUUUUAAAACUAAGAACGAAACAAUAAGCUCUACUUCUAUUGAGGAACAACUAAUUGCUCUUCAUUAUAAAGAGGACUUGAAUGAAUCUAGCAACAAUAUUGAUAUGAGCAAAAACAAAAUUCAUUGUUUAGCUACCAAGGAUAAAUCACUCAACAGCAAUGAAAAAAUCUGUAAAGAGCUAAACAACACCUUCCAAUUUCCAACAAAUAGCAAUAAGUCUGAAAAGGUUACCAAUCUUUCUAUGAAUCGAUCACAAACUAUUUUAAACCUUGCAGUAGAGAAAUCAGGAACGCCAAAGACAAAUACUUCAAACUUAGAAUGCUAUUUGAUGGAAACUAAUAUUCCUGGCUCGGACACAACAAAAUCAUCUGCCCCAAGAAUUCAAGGUGAAAGUCUUAUGUGUAACAAUUUUGAAGAAAUUAGAAGUAACGGAUACAUUGACUGCGCUGAAGAUGUGAAUUACGAUAAUGGAAAUAAAUAUAAUGAUGAAAAUGAAGAUCCCUCAUUGAAGAGUGCUUUCAAUUAUGACAAUACUUGUAUUACUUCGAAUGAAACUUGUUCGAAUUAUAUGGAAUCUAGUCAAACACCAAGGGAGACUUAUGCAAACAUUGUCAAGCAUGAUAAGAAUUUUUCCUAUCGUAUCGAAAACAUUUCAAAAUAUUCAACAGAUUCUCUUAGCAAGGUGGGCAAUAAUUUCAUACUAAAUGAGGAAAUCGACAAUCAUAAAGCAAAUAGGGUGAGCGACAUUGCUAGAAAAAAUAACACCAAACCUAAUAAUGAAGGCAGCAGUUAUAUUGAAGACGAUAACCUCUUAAAUAUUAAAUAUACAACGGCUUCAAAAGCAUUGCUAUCAAGUGGGAAGUUGAAUAACAGAUCGGUUCUAAAUGAAGUAAAGUCAGGUAUAGGCACUAAUGAAACGCUGAGUUCCAUUAUUCGGAGUAUUAAUGUUAAGGAGAGGAUUUCCCAUACUAAUUCAACUGAAACGAAAACUAGUAUUUUGUCAAGUACGAAAGUUAAACCGCACUUUUCUCCAUCACAGGUCUUAUUAGACAGAUGGAAGACAUCAAACACAUUAAACAAGAAAAGUAAUGGUAACAAAGAGAUUGCAUCAAAAACUAGAAUUGCCCAUGUACCGAAUGUUGCUGCUUUAUUAGCGGAAAGACAACGGAUAACUAACAGUUUAAUAAAACCCUGUCAAAUAAAAGAUAGUGAUCUGAAUUCUUCAAAACAAUAUGAAGGGGUUUCACCUUUGAAAAAAGAUUUACUUGUUGAAUCUUUUCACAAUGGUAAAAUUCCAUUUAUUAAAAGACAAACUUUCCUCAACAAAGCUUUCGAAAUUUAUUGCAAACUGUACAGCUGUGACUCAGCAAGAUCGAAAGCCCUACACACUGAGAAAGAAAUUUGUUCAACAAGCAAAACUCCAGCAACAUAUUCCAACAAAUUCGCACAGCUAUUCAUACGUUUGAAAAAGGAAAUUGCAGCCAAAAAUAAUCUGCAGAAGACUUCGACCAAAAAUGCGAAUUCACAGAAAUCAGAUGACGAAGCAAAUAGAUUGUUGCUGUACAAAGAUUUACUGAAGUAUACCUUGCAUGAUCUUGAAGAAAAUGGUAUUCCUGUUCCCCAUCCUGAAAAAUCUGGUUUCGCCAAGAUGAAAAAGAUUUAUGGUGUAAGUAGUUUUAAUAAGCAUAGAUGCAUUUGUAUAAACUGUUCGAAAGAGUUUGAAGUAGAUUCAGCAGGAUUUAGCGUUGAAAGAAAUUGCAAGUUUCACUCAGGUAGAAUGUACAAGCAAAGGCGUAAAUACGGAACUGAAAAAAUGUGGAAUUGCUGUAAUGGUGAUGAAGAGAGUGGGGGCUGUGUGCAAAACGAGUUGCAUGUUGGCGACAUGGUUGACUAUGACAACAUUCCGGGCUUCAAGCAAGUUAGAAAGCCGGCAGACAGCACUUUCAAAGAAGCUUGUCAAGUGUAUGCCUUGGACUGUGAAAUGUGCUACACUACUCAAGGAUCUGAGCUGACUAGGUGUACUGUGGUGGAUGGUAAUCUAACAGUUGUUUAUGAUAAGUUGUGUGUUCCUGAUCAUCCAAUCAUAGAUUACUGUACUAGGUUUUCUGGAAUCUCUGAAGGUGAUCUGGAUAACGUUGCCACAAGACUGACAGACAUUCAAGCCGAUCUUUUGAAUUUAUUCACCACCGAGACAAUCCUAAUAGGACACGGAAUCGGAAACGAUCUAAAAGCCGUCAAACUUCUCCACAGAUCUAUAAUCGAUACAAAUGUAGUUUACGGUAACUUUAGAAAACACAAAUUGAGUGACCUUACUAGAGCAAUUCUUCACAGAGAGAUCCAGAUGAGUGAAGGCGGACAUAAUUCUUGUGAAGAUGCAAUAGCUACUAUGGAACUCAUGCUAUUCAAAGUCAAAGAAGAUAGGAAGGCUUCAAUGCCAACAAGUAGAACUGAUUCUAAUGUAGGACUAAAUGGACAGAAAUUAUUGAAAAACACUGAAAAAUCUCAAAAAAAGGAAUAAUAUGGAAGUAGGCUAUACAAUGCUACACAAAAGUUUUGAAUUUUCAAAGAAAAACUAAAGUAUUUUUUGUAUCAAUUAAAUAAAGCUGAAAAAAAUUCUAACAUUUAAGAGAGUGAUUUAAUUUCAAUAUGUAACUGUAUUGCACUAUUUUUCAACUUGUAAACAAACUGGUUGUCAAUAAAAAUGAGAAUCCAGAGCUUCUAUUUUGAAGCUAAUACAUAAAAAAUAUGCGCAGAGUUACAUCUAUACCAGCCAUACCAGGAGAACCAAUGAACAUAUCUUGAGAAAAUGCGAUGACGUAUUUUUAUAGUGGUUGAAUGUAAUAGACAUACGACCAAUUGUGAAUUAUAUUUUACUGUAUUAAUUAUUAAUAUUAGUGUAUCAAUUGAUAAUACAUGAAUGAUCAGCUAUGAUCGGUCUAAUAGGCUCCUGAAAGAAAGGUUUGCGGAAAAGUGUGGUGAUUGGGUUCGAAAAGGGUGUAAAUUUGAACAAUGUUUAAAAUCAUUCAAUAGUCAUUUUAAUGUGUUCGUAAAAUACAUAUAAUAUUAUGAUUUAUUCACAAAUGAAUGCAAACUGAAAGGAAGAUGCAAAGAUAAUGAAGAAAUGCAUUUGGUAGCAGUAGUUAUAAAAUAAAUAAGUUUGAGAAUAAACACAAUGAUUGGUAGAAAAAUCUAAUUAACAAACAACGAACAAAGUACAAACUAAGGAUUAGUGUUAUGGUGACAAUAAUAAUACUUGUUCAAGGUGGAAUACUGCUCAUUACAAUAAAGAUAAAUAAAAAUACACAAAUAAUCAUAAUAAAUAUCUCACUUUAAAAAUUACAUCGUUUUUUAAAUGGAUUCUUAAUGUAUCCAUCAGAAAGUUGUACUUCAGUUAAUUCAAUAUAAAUAAGUGUUUAUAAAAUCAUACAUAAGAAACGUGAAUGAUAUAAUUAUUAUAAAAACAAGAAAUUUACAAAUCUUAAAUCUACUGAACAAGUACAAUCAUUAUAUUAGUUAUUGUUUUUUAAAACUAUCUAUUCGUAAACAAACUCUUUUACAGAAAUGUUAAUAUAAUAGAACAAUAUACUAGAACAAUAUACUAGAACAAUUUUUUGUCAUUUUGAUAUAAUAUAUUAUUUACAUUAUUUAUCUACUUCAAAUUCAAUUUAAUAAAUCCUAGAAUUCACGUAAUAAAUAUCUAUCUUCUUAUAACUAUGAUAUAUAAAUCGUUCAAUAAGUACUAUGAAACCUCGAUUGCAGACAUCCUCACCAUUUCCUAAAAUCACUUAUUGCUUCAGAAAUUGAAAGUUUUAAAGCAAUGCUGAUGGAAAGCAUGCAAUUAUUUAAAAUAAUGAAGAACAUUAAAAAACACAAGGAUUUAAAUAAUUCUAUAGAAAUCACUAAUAUAUUGUUGUAUGCAUAGUAUGUAUUUGUAGACUUUGAUCAUGAAACACUCUUAUGGCCAAGUGGAUAUUUGUUCGGAAGACAAGAUAGUUUUAUAUUGUUUAAAGCAACACAGAAAAAUAAAAAUGCCUUCCAAACUUUGCCAUUACUAAGGUACCUAUGAUAAUAAUUCCAAAUGGUUUCAACUUAUAUCUAAGUAUACAUGUAUAUUUUUAUGCUAUGUGAUGUAUUGCAUCAAAGUUUAAAAGCCAAUACAAAUAAAACUAUUUUCCAAGUACAGCACAGUUCAUUACUGAAAAAAUUCUUACUUAUUUUAAUAUUUUGAAAAAAUGUAUUAUUAUAAUGAAUUAAUAUCAACAUUCUGUUAAUUCAGUACGAUUUUGAUGUGUUUCAAUACAUCAAAAUAAAUUGACUAUUAUUAUAUUAUCAACUACUUAUUCAAUUCGAUGAUAACUUCUACUCACUAAACAAGAUUUGGAAAAGUUAGAAAACUCUAGAAAAUCUAGGUCUUAUCAAAACUCAAAACUAGUCUGAUCAUCUUGCUGAAUAUUGUGGAAAACCAUCUGAUCAAACUUUUGAUAACAAAUUUGUUACACAUAAUUAGUUCGAUUAAGCUCGACAAUAGCUCCAUUUUACACGAAUUGAAC